Molecule: messenger RNA, 1873 nt
Organism: Pseudonaja textilis
Lineage: Eukaryota; Metazoa; Chordata; Lepidosauria; Squamata; Elapidae
Source: RefSeq, a predicted model, not a curated record
AUGCAACAAGAGAUUGAAGAUAUCUGUGAGAACAGUGGCCAGCAGGUCAGCACACUCCUUAAGUCCUUGCCUGGGGAUUUUAUCAGGACCAGCAGCUUUCCGAGUACUGACUUUUUGCAGAACCUUCCAAACAGCAGUUGUAUCAAACCUGAGCACCUGCUCAUGAGGGAGAGGAAGAGACUUCCUUGCUGGAAAAUUGUUUGUGGCUUCAAACCAUCCAAAAACAUAUUUAGCUUGUUUAGAGAAUCCGUGUCGAUCUUACACGUCAGGGAAACUGCCUUAUAUCUUCUCUGUUUUUGCUUAUUUCUAGUACUACUUCUUUUAGUACUAUUCUUGGGUGUGCCCAGAUCAGAAAAUCAUCUUACCAAUCUGGAAGAGUGUUUCCAAGAGCCUGAAUAUGAAAACUGGCUGGCUAUUGCCAGACAUGGUCUAAAAAGGACCUUGAAACCUAAGACAAUUGUGAUUGUCGGAGCAGGAAUUAGUGGACUGACUGCUGCCAAAUUACUCAGAGAAGCUGGACACCAGGUUGUGAUUUUGGAAGCCAGUAACCGUGUAGGAGGACGCAUAAUGACUCACCGAAAAGAAGACUGGUAUGUGGAUUUGGGCCCAAUGCGAUUGCCCAAAACCCACAGAAUUGUACGUGAAUACAUUAAAAAGUUCAAACUUCGUCUAAACCCAUUCAAUCAGACUGAUGAGAAUGCCUGGUAUUUCAUUCAAAAUGUCAGACAAAAAAUGAAACCCAACAAUUCUGGAAACUUUGGAUACCAACUUAACCCCAAUGAGAAGGGAAAAUCUGCAAACCAGCUGUUUGAGGAGACGCUGAACAAGGAAGAAUUCUACUGUAUAUUCAUGAGUGACAAAAUUCAGAAUUUCCUCCAUCAAAUAUUUUUUGUAUAUUAGGAAUAUCUCAUCAAAGAAGGAAAUUUGAGCACGGGAGCUGUUGAGAUGAUUGGUGAUUUUUUGAAUGAAGAAGCUGGAUUUCAUAACUCAUUCCUUAUUUCUGUUAUGGAUCAUUUCCUCUUUUUGAAUAACAGAUUUGAUGAAAUUACUGGUGGAUUUGAUCAACUUCCUCAAAGGUUCUUCAAGGAAAUGGUUAAAAUUGUCCAUCUCAAUUGCACGGUGGAGAAGAUACUUCGCAUCAACAACAAAGUGAGAGUCUUCUACAAAUGGUUGUCCAGGCCUACAUCUCUGGUUGCUGACUAUGUCCUCAUCACAGCUACAGCAAGAGCCACACGACUCAUCAAGUUUAUGCCACGUCUUUCCAUUCCCAAGACUCGGGCACUGCGGUCUUUGACUUAUGCAAGUGCUACUAAAAUUGCCUUGAUUUGCACUGAGAAGUUUUGGGAGAAGGAGGGGAUCCACGGAGGGAGAUCGAUCACAGAUCUCCCAUCACGAGUAAUUUACUAUCCAAAUCAUGACUUCCCCCACGGAAUAGGAGUCCUUCUGGCAUCCUAUACUUGGUAUUCUGAUUCUGAGUUUUAUACGGCACUCAGUGAUGAAAAGUGUGUUGAUGUGGUGAUGGAUGACCUUGUAGAAAUCCAUCAAGUAUCUAAAAAAUAUCUCAAAUCGGUCUGUGGCAAAUCUGUGGUGCAAAAAUGGACCCUUGACCAAUACUCUAUGGGAGCAUUCAGCACAUACACCCCAUACCAGAUCACCCAUUAUUCUCAGAUACUGGCCCAAAAUGAAGGGAGGAUCUACUUUGCGGGUGAAUACACAGCUCAUCCACAUGGUUGGAUUGAAACUUCAAUGAAAUCUGCCAUAAGGGAAGCAAUUAAUAUCCACAAUGCAUAAAAGGAGUAAUUUAAUGCGGAAGCAUUUACUGGUUUAUUGAAGAAUAAUUUUCUUACAGAACAAUCAUUUGGCUGUGACUCCA